ACGGCACAUUUGUAGUUCAUUCGUUGUAUUGAUUGGAGGAAUUUAUUUUCCUUAAAUUACCAUGUACAUCCUUUGAUCAAUAUUUUACGAAUAUCUUUGUCUCAGAUAGGUAGGGCGGUAAUACGGAACCAAAAUUCGGAACUAUUUAACUAGUUAUACAUUUUCUCCCACGGAUUAUAUACAUAGUUGUACGGAGCUUAAACAAAAUUAAAAGGCUCGCCUGAGAGUAACGUUAGCAUGGAUAUAGUUGUCCCUCUAUGAAUUACUCUAAAACCAGAUUGUCCUAUUUGCACACACAAUAGUCAUGGAUGAGGUCUUAAUGGACGAGGAGGAUGACUGCCCAGAAUUGGUCCCGAUUGCAGGAAAGCCUCUCUCACACGGAACGCAGAUCCCCGUUACCAUCAUCACAGGCUACCUCGGUGCUGGGAAGACAACCCUGUUGAAUUACAUUUUAACUGAGCAACACAAUAAGAGAAUUGCUGUCAUACUCAAUGAAUUUGGAGAAGGUAGCGCUCUGGAGAAGUCUCUCGCUGUGAGCCAAGCAGGAGAGCUGUAUGAGGAAUGGCUGGAGCUCAGGAAUGGCUGUCUCUGCUGCUCUGUCAAAGACAAUGGCCUGAUAGCCAUAGAAAACCUUAUGCAGAAGAAAGGAAAGUUUGACUAUAUUCUCCUGGAAACAACAGGACUUGCUGAUCCAGGUGCCGUGGCCUCGAUGUUCUGGGUGGAUUCAGAACUAGGGAGCGACAUCUACCUAGAUGGUAUUGUUACAGUAAUCGACGCAAAAUUCGGAAUGCAGCAUCUCAUGGAGGAGAAACCAGAAGGACUGGUCAAUGAAGCAGCUAGGCAGGUAGCCCUUGCCGACCUGGCCAUCAUAAACAAGACAGACCUGGUCUCCAGCGAGGAGCUCAUCCACAUCACAGACGCAGUCAGGUCUAUAAAUGGUCUGGUCAAGAUUCUGGAGACUCAGAAGUCACGGUGGGUUGGUUCGUUGGCCCUAGCCGAAUGCAUGUCGGAGGGCGAUUUGAACGCCUGGUCCCACCCGUUGAUGUUAGACGCAUGCAGCUUCCAACGAGGCCCCAACACAACGCCAUCACCUCCCCCUCCCAUGUUAUCCCAGCUUUGUCCCCGGGUGGACCUGUCCGAAGUGCUGGAUCUGCAUUCCUUUGACCAGAAGGAUGGAGUUAAUUUGGCCGAAAAACUGCAGCUUGUGAAAACAACACGACCACAUCUAGACAAGAGUAUCCUGACAGUAACAUUUGAAGUGGCUGGGAGUCUUUCAGAGGAUCUCUUGAAUGUCUUCAUCCAGGAUCUCUUAUGGGAGAAAGCAUUCAAGAACAAAGCUGGACUUCCCAUGGAUGUUAUCCGUUUGAAGGGGAUAGUGUCCAUCGCAGGACAGCCCCGUCAGGUGAUGUUGCAGGGGGUCCACGAGCUGUAUGAGCUGGAUGAGACGCCGCAGUUGUGGGGGGAGGAGCCAAGGGUCAACCGCCUGGUCUUCAUAGGGAGAAACCUUGACCCAGAGGUCCUACUGGAACAGUUUAUAACAACUGUACUGAAGGUGGGGGAAAGUACUUAGACAAGACCACCACCGCCCCCAGCCCUGCGCUGGUCUCUCGUCACAGUGAAUUUUCCAUAUAUACUCAUACCUACUGCACCUGGGUAAUCCUCACUAAUAUAUGUUAAGUUCCACUUCAGGUGAGGAGAACUUUGAACCAAUGUGGUAUUUACUGUUAACCAGGACAACACUUCCCAGCACAGGCUUCUAACAUACUGUUCAGAGCUAUAUGCUUCCGGGCCUGACUUCAGAGUUCCCCGUCUAAGCUCAGGAACCAGGAUCUUGUUUCUCAUUAGACAGAUCUCCAAGUGUUAUUUCAAAAUACGUUAGGUGCACUCUGACAAAAAGGUUACAAAAGGCUUCUAUGUCUGUCCCUUUGGGAGAACCAUUUGAAUAAGCCUUUUUAGAUUCCAGCCAAAGAACCCUUUAUUUCAAGGAACUGCUGGUUAUCUCGCUCAAACUGGUUUUUCGUGACAGAUCUAUUGUACCAUGAUUGUUGACCACAGCAGGUAUUUCACUGAAAAAAGUCUAAGUAAAAAUAUUCAAGAAACUGCUUUUGACCAACCUGGUCCAAUCCAAUCCAACUGCUCCAGAUAUGUUGUCUACACGCAUUUGAUUUGACUAUGUGAGGGGAUUUCAUCCGUCACCCACCAGACUAGUCAUCUGACAUUGCCCCUCAGUCAAGAUAGAGAGAACUUGAAAAUGAUUAUCCUUACUGUCAUUUUCUCUAUAAAUGAUUUUAAACUUUGGAUUCAUCAUUGUGCCGCUGUGUUUAAGAUCUGUACAUUAUUGGUUUUGGACCGGCUUGUAUUUCAAAAGCGUGCACAACACAAAUUGAGCCUGCUGUAAAUGUUUACAUGCUUGACAAGGUUGUGCUACAUUAUUUUAUUUUUUUUCUGAUAUUAUGUUAUGGUGAUUACAUUAUUAAAAUAAAUAAGUGUUGUUAAUUAAUCUAAUGUUUGGGGGUUUAUGAUAUUUUUCAUAUUUAUCAACAGAGAAAAAGUAGAUUAUAGUAGUAAUCUCUUGAUACUUAAUCAUUUUGAACCAGAUAUUUUAAUAAACCUUUAAACUCUAGUGUCCUUGUCUGAAGUGACAUAGGUAAAUCCAAUUAUAUAUUCAUGCUAGAAUGCAUUCUAUAACAGGCUCUGUCAACAUUUAAGAAAUGUUAUUUUCGGGUUCAUGUGAAAUUAAAAAGAAAACUGCAUUUUGCCCUGUACAAUUUGAUGUUAUGUCAUCCUUGAUGAAUGUUUAAAGUUAUACCCGAAGACAUGUCAUUUCGUAACUAAAGGUCUGGCGUACUUCUAAA
This is a messenger RNA of Esox lucius (northern pike), 2855 nucleotides long. RefSeq names its product COBW domain containing (gene zng1a). Lineage: Eukaryota; Metazoa; Chordata; Actinopteri; Esociformes; Esocidae. The transcript has 16 exons. Gene Ontology annotation, cellular component: cytoplasm. The record is from RefSeq and is a predicted model, not a curated record. Bases 305 to 1570 code for a protein of 421 amino acids.